Oryzias latipes (Japanese medaka) is the source of this 4289-nucleotide messenger RNA. It is a transcript of the gene actn4, whose product is annotated as actinin, alpha 4. Lineage: Eukaryota; Metazoa; Chordata; Actinopteri; Beloniformes; Adrianichthyidae. Gene Ontology annotation, molecular function: protein binding; calcium ion binding. The record is from RefSeq and is a predicted model, not a curated record.
UCCCGCCGCGCUGCCCUCACAGGAAGGCUGUUCUCGGCGCAGCAGAGGCGGCGUUCCGAACUGCACACACCGGAUACUCAUCACGUUCAAGAGAGCCUCAUUCGGCUGAAGGCGGCGACGCGAGAAGGACACCUUCCUGGGCCGUGUUUCCCCUCCUCGUCCCACCUUUCUGACUCGGUCCGUCUUCGUUUUCUCCGGUUUUACUUUUUUUGUUUUUAUUUUCGACAUUCUCCCCACCAGUGACAGUCACUUCGCGGCGUUCUUCUCGGGUUUCGUGUCGUGUGACAUGGUAGAUUAUCACGCUGCCAAUAACCAACCGUCAGGCGGGCCACAGACCUACAUGGAGCAAGAGAAUGACUGGGACCGGGACCUGCUUCUGGACCCGGCCUGGGAGAAGCAGCAGAGAAAGACCUUCACUGCCUGGUGCAACUCCCACCUGCGGAAGGCCGGAACGCAGAUCGAGAACAUCGAGGAGGACUUCAGAGACGGCCUCAAACUCAUGCUGCUGCUAGAAGUCAUCUCAGGCGAGCGGUUACCCAAACCCGAGCGAGGCAAGAUGAGGGUCCACAAGAUCAACAACGUCAACAAAGCCCUGGACUUCAUCGCCAGCAAGGGAGUCAAACUGGUGUCGAUCGGAGCAGAAGAAAUCGUCGAUGGAAACAUCAAGAUGACUCUGGGCAUGAUCUGGACCAUCAUCCUCCGUUUCGCCAUCCAGGACAUCUCAGUGGAAGAGACUUCUGCCAAGGAGGGUCUUCUUCUGUGGUGCCAGAGGAAGACCGCCCCCUACAAGAAUGUCAACGUGCAGAAUUUCCACAUAAGCUGGAAAGACGGUCUCGCCUUCAACGCUCUGAUCCACAGACACAGACCCGAUCUCAUCGACUACGAGAGCCUCAGGAAGGACGACCCGGUGACUAACCUGAACAACGCCUUCGAGGUGGCAGAGAAGCACCUGGACAUCCCCAAGAUGUUGGAUGCUGAAGACAUCGUGGGCACUCUGAGGCCGGAUGAGAAGGCCAUAAUGACCUAUGUGUCCUGCUUCUAUCAUGCCUUCUCUGGUGCACAGAAGGCCGAAACCGCCGCAAACCGCAUCUGCAAAGUUCUGGCCGUCAACCAAGAGAACGAACAAAUGAUGGAGGACUACGAGAAACUGGCGAGCAAUCUGCUGGAGUGGAUCCGCAGGACGAUUCCCUGGCUGGAAGACCGAACCCAACAGAAGACUGUGAACGACAUGCAGGCUAAGCAGGAGGACUUCAGAGACUACCGCACAGUGCACAAACCCCCCAAGGUCCAGGAGAAGUGCCAGCUGGAGAUCAGCUUCAACACUCUGCAGACCAAACUGAGGCUCAGCAACCGACCCGCUUUCAUGCCGUCAGAGGGACGCAUGGUGUCCGACAUCAACUCUGCCUGGCACACUCUGGAGGGGGCAGAAAAGGGCUACGAGGAGUGGAUCCUGAGUGAGAUCAGGCGCCUGGAGAGACUGGAGCAUCUGGCCGAGAAGUUCCACCAGAAGGCUGCGAUCCACGAGUCCUGGACCAACGGUAAAGAGGCCAUGCUGACCCAGAAAGACUACGAGACCUCCACUCUGUCAGAGGUGAAGGCGUUGCUACGGAAACACGAGGCCUUCGAGAGCGACCUGGCAGCUCACCAGGACAGGGUGGAGCAGAUCGCGGCCAUCGCCCAGGAGCUGAACGAACUGGACUACUACGACUCUGCCAGCGUCAACAACCGCUGCCAGAAGAUCUGCGAUCAGUGGGACACGCUCGGAACGCUCACCCACAGCCGCAAAGACUCCCUGGAGAGGACUGAGAAGCAGCUGGAGUCGAUAGAUGAGCUGUACCUGGAGUACGCCAAGAGGGCGGCGCCGUUCAACAACUGGAUGGAGGGGGCCAUGGAGGACCUGCAGGACAUGUUCAUUGUUCACAAUAUCGAGGAGAUCCAGGGUCUGAUCGCAGCUCACGAGCAGUUCAAGUCCACGCUGCCCGAAGCCAACAAGGAGCGCGAGGCCAUCCAGGCCAUCCAAGCCGAGGUGCAGAAGAUCGCCCAGAGCAACGGCAUCAAGCUGAGCGGAGCCAACCCCUACACCACCAUCACACCCAGGAGCAUCGACGACAAAUGGGAGCAGGCGAUGGCCAUGGUGCCGCAGCGAGACAAAGCCCUGCAGGGGGAGCUCAACAAGCAGAACUCCAACGACACCCUGAGAGCCACGUUCGCCAAGCAGGCCAACGUCGUGGGCGGCUACAUUCAGGCCAAGAUGGAGGAAAUUGGCAGGAUAUCCAUCGAGAUGAACGGGACCCUGGAGGACCAGCUAACCCACCUGAGGGAGUACCAGCAGACCAUCCUGUUCUUCAUGCCUGAAAUCAACACGCUGGAGGGAUACCAUCAGCACAUCCAGGAGGCCCUGAUCUUUGACAACCAGUACACUUCCUACACCAUGGAGCACCUCCGGGUGGGCUGGGAGCAGCUGCUGACCACCAUCGCCAGAACCAUCAACGAGGUGGAGAACCAGAUUCUGACGCGCGACGCCAAGGGCAUCAGCCAGGAGCAGCUGUACGAGUACCGCGCCUCCUUCAACCACUUCGACAAGAGCACCAGCGGGGCUGAGAAAGGAGGCAGAUGUGACCACACCGGGUCCCUGAUAGCCGAGGAGUUCAAGGCCUGCUUGAUAAGUCUGGGCUACGAUGUGGAGAACGAGAAGCAGGGCGACGCAGAGUUUACUCGCAUCAUGAGCAUCGUGGAUCCCAACAACAGCGGCGCUGUCACCUUCCAGGCCUUCAUCGACUUCAUGUCCUCAGAAACGACCGACAAGGACUCGGCGGACCAGGUCAUCGCCUCCUUCAAGAUCCUGGCUGGUGAUAAGAACUACAUCAUGGCGGACGAGCUGAGGAGGGAGCUGCCCCCCGACCAGGCGGAGUACUGCAUCGCCCGCAUGGCGCCCUACACGGGUCCCGACGGCGUCCCCGGAGCCCUCGACUACAUGUCCUUCUCCACCGCCCUGUAUGGCGAGAGCGACCUGUAGAGGAGCCGCUGAGCGACAGGGGGGGGGGACAAAAGGGGGAGGGGGGUGUUGGUGAGGCGUCCCUGCGUGUGCCGGUUCAUACAUGUCAGGACCGCCACGGUCUGCGUGAACGGGCACAUCCAGGGGCGCAGCAGUGCGGGUCCUUAGCUUCACCCUCUCUGCCUUUUUGGGGGUAAAACUGGGGAGGGGGGGGGGGGGGGGUUAUGAUACUUUUGCUCAUUUUUGUUUAUUAUAAGUUCCUUUCUUUUUGCCAGGUUUGGAGGGGGUCAGAGCGUGGGGUGGGGUGGGGGCUCCUGGUCAGGAAUGUUAGAUCCUAGAGGUUUAUGCGUUGGGAGGGGGGGCAACAAAGAUGACAUAUUUACCCAUAAUAGCCUCGUUGCUGGAGAAGAUGACCUGUCUAACCUUAGCUCUUUCCCUCUUAUCUUUGUUUUUGUUUUUUACACAGUGGGGGGGGGCUCAGCGCUGUACAUACUUAUUUUUUCAGUGCGAGGAACGACACAGUCCCAGAGAAACCGACGGCGAGCUUUAGAUGCAGAGUGGCGUUUAUUAAAAGGGAGAGUCGGCGGCAGUUUCCAGGCGUUCCGUUUCUUUCGGGAGGAGCUCUGGGGGGAGGAGUUAGGGGCGUGGCCUCCUGUACUCUGAUUACUCGGCUUUGCUUCGGCGACGCUUCUUUCCGAAAAUGUUUGGUCCGCUUCCAACCGAAGGGUCCCGGUGGCGUGGAAGCGUCUGAAUGGGCGAACGAGGAUGAAGGCGUUAAAAAACGGCCUGCUCCUCCCUCCUCGCCUACACCCCCCCCCCCUUCCAUCCCCUCGCUGCUCCUGAAGGAAAUCCAACCCCACCAGCAGGAAGGGGGCGGGGUUUGAGCGGAGGUCGUCCUCAUGUAAACAUUCCGGUCAAUAAAAGUGAAAUGUAUUAAAUUAAAAACAAGCUAUGCAAUCACAGUGUGGCCAGCCUGAUUUCUGGGAAGCGCUUUGGGAAUCGGUCCGUUUUUCUGAGACGAUUCCCGCCCAAAUUCCGCCCCCCCCCCCCUCCCCCCCAUUCUGUUCAGCACACUGGGGGGUGGGGGGGCAGGCAGACCGGAGAACCAACUUGGACCAAAAGCUUCUUUGAUUAUUUUUACUGCGAGGUUUGAGAGAGAUGAACUCUGGAUCUGUAAUUUUUUUUUGUACUCUUUAAUAUCAAACCUUAUCAGCUGUACUGGAAACUGCAACGCCUUCUGUCUUUAAUGAUAUCUGAGUUUCACAAAGCACACAUAAAGUUUCCUUACAAAACA